Messenger RNA from Labeo rohita (rohu), 960 nucleotides. RefSeq lists its product as uncharacterized. NCBI's taxonomy places the organism in Eukaryota, Metazoa, Chordata, Actinopteri, Cypriniformes, Cyprinidae. The record is from RefSeq and is a predicted model, not a curated record. The coding region runs from base 1 to 960 and encodes 319 amino acids. The transcript has 5 exons.
AUGCUGGUGACCAGCAAUGCUGGAUUUUUCAGCAGGGUUACCCAAUAUUUCUACAUCAAAUAUUCAAGUGUGUCUGGUGUUGAUACAGAUGAAACAGAGACAAUAUCAGUGAUGGAGGGAGAUUCUGUUACUCUGCAUAGUGAUGUUACUGAAAUAAAGAGAGAUGAUCAGAUACUGCGGACAUUUAUGCUUAGAAAUUCAGAUAAUCGUCUAGCUGUAAUCUAUAAUCAGGUCCUCUCUAUAUAUGACAGUAAAGAUUAUAACAAAAUAUUCAGAGGCAAACUACAGAUAAAUGAGCAGACAGGAUCUCUGACCAUCACAAACAUCAACAAAUUACACUCUGGACUUUAUAAACUACAGGUCAUUAAUGGAGGGGUCAAAUACAAGAGCUUCAAUCUUGCUGUCUAUGGUCUUCUGACUGUUCCUGUCAUCAGUGAUUCUACUCAAAAUCUUUCAGAAUCAGAAAGAUCAUCAAAGCAGAAUUGUUCAUUGGUGUGUUCAGUGUUGAAUGUGAGUGAUGUGAGUCUCUCCUGGUACAAAGGAAACAGUUUAUUGUCUAGCAUCAGUGUGUCUGAUCUCAGCAUCAGUCUCUCUUUACCUCUGGAGAUUGAGUGUCUGGAUGAUUCAUACAGCUGUGCAGUUGCUUAUUCAUUUACCAACCAGACUAAACGCCUCAACAUCACUGAUGACUGUCAGACAGACUCUGCACAGCUUCCUACCUUACACAAGUCAACACCUCGGCAAAGGCAAAGCUGUUCGGGAAAUGUCUUUGAGGGAGUUUCGCUGCAUUCAUGGACUGGGUGCUGGAGUAAAAUGGACUAUUUCUCUAUCUGCCCCACUGAGGAACACAUCUCCAGCCCCAUUCCCGAACCAGAGACCAGCCAGCUGUCAUCCAGCCGCUGCAUGGAGGUAUCAUCUGAGCCCACCACAGACGGAGAGCUUGAGCCUGCGGUGACAUGA